AAUAUAACGUCAAACGUCACAACAUUCAAUUAUGUAAAAAGUGGAGAAAUAAAUGUUUUCUAUUUGUUAGCCAAAAAUUUGGUCGAUGUUCUCGAUCGGUUUCAAUUAAACUAAAUGAUUAUUCGGAAGAGCAAUACACUGAAACAAAUUUUGGAUCGAUGGCCCGGUAAACGAACGUUCGGUAUCUAUCGGUUUUUGCCUAUCUUCUUUGGACUUGGAGCGGCUUUGGAAUUUUCGAUGAUCCAUUGGCGUGUUGGAGAAACUAAUUUCUAUAACACAUUCAAAAAACGGCAGGCGAAAGAAAUCGUGGAAGAAAAACUACGAUUGCAUCAGCUAGAACCGAUUUCACCGAAGUAGAUAGUGUGCAAGAGACGGUGAAAUUAGCGAUUAGCAAACCGUAAGCGUAAUCAUGC
Messenger RNA from Anopheles funestus (African malaria mosquito), 413 nucleotides. RefSeq names its product small integral membrane protein 4 (gene sloth1). Lineage: Eukaryota; Metazoa; Arthropoda; Insecta; Diptera; Culicidae. The transcript is spliced from 2 exons. The record is from RefSeq and is a predicted model, not a curated record. Bases 115 to 357 code for a protein of 80 amino acids.